AUGGCCGCAAAAGGCGAGGGGCCUGCAAUUGGGAUUGAUUUGGGGACCACUUACUCAUGCGUGGACGUGUGGCACCACGACCGCGUCGAGAUCAUAGCCAAUGAUCAAGGAAAUCGCACCACGCCAUCCUAUGUCGCUUUUGCCGACGGCGAGCGUCUCAUUGGCGAAACCACCAUUAACCAGGCCGGCAUGAAUCCCGCAAACACAGUCUUUUGUUCCACAUUGCACAGUAUAUAUGCCAAGCGGUUGAUCGGGAGACGAUACAGCGACGCCUCUGUGCAUGCUGACAUAAAGCUGUGGCCUUUCAAGGUUGUCCCGGACCCCACGGACAAGCCCAUGAUUGUGGUCUCCCACAAUGGCGAGGAGAAGCAGUUCCCCCCUGAGGAGAUAUCUUCCAUGGUCCUCACCAAGAUGGCUGCCAUUGCCGACUCCUAUCUGGCCCCACCCUUGUCCGGGAUGCCACAGACCACCAAGGAUGUCGGUGCCAUUGACGGCCUCAAUGUCAUCCGCAUCAUCAAUGAGCCCACUGCUGCCGCCAUUGCCUAUGGCCUCAACUAUAAAGGAGAGAAGAAGAAUGUGUUGGUCUUCGACUUAGGUGGUGGCACCUGUGACGUCUCCAUCCUGACAAUAUCAAAGGGUACCUUCGAGGUGAGGGCCACCGCUGGCGACACCCACCUUGGCGGGGAGGAUUUCGACAACCGCAUUGUUGCUCACUUUGCCAAAGAGUUCAAGCGCAAGAACAACAAGGACCUUUCUGAAAACCUGCGGGCCCUACGGAGGCUGAGGACAGCUUGCGAGAGGGCGAAGAGGGUUCUCUCGACCAAUACUAAGACCAAUGUGGACGUUGAGUGUCUGCACGAGGGAAUUGACUUUUACUCUAGCAUUACCUGCGAUAAAUUCGAGGAUCUCAACAUGGACCUGUUCGAAAAAUGCGCCGAGCCUGUAGAGAGCUGCCUGAGAGAUGCUGGGGUGGAGAAGGCUGCCAUCCAUGAUGUCGUUCUGGUUGGAGGCUCGAGCAGGAUUCCCAAGGUUCAUAAGAUGCUGCAGUUUAUUUUCGUGGGAAAGGAGCUGUGCAGGAGCAUUAACCCGGAUGAGGCUGUUGCGUACGGUGCCGCCGUGCAGGCAGCCGUCCUACGUGGCAUAGGGGACGACAAGGUGCGGGACCUCGUACUCCUCGAUGUGACCCCUCUCUCACUAGGAGUGCACACUGUCGAGGAGGCCAUGUAUGUCGUGGUCCCGCGGAACACGACUCUCCCCACCCAGAAAGAGCGAACAUUGUACACAAAUGUAUAUAACCAGACAUCUGUGAGACUCCCGGUCUACGAGGGCGAGCAGGCGAGGUCAACGGACAACAACCUGCUCGCGCAGUUCAUACUGAAGGGAAUUCCACCUACCCCGAGGCGCGUGCAAAUGGUGGACGUGNCCCAGAAAGAGCGAACAUUGUACACAAAUGUAUAUAACCAGACAUCUGUGAGACUCCCGGUCUACGAGGGCGAGCGGGCGAGGUCAACAGACAACAACCUGCUCGCGCAGUUCAUACUGAAGGGAAUUCCACCUACCCCGAGGCGCGUGCAAAUGGUGGACGUGUGCUUCAAAAUUGACGCCAACGGCAUACUCAGUGAUAGUGUGGGAUGCCGCGAGACACAGGGGGAGGAUGAUGACUACAGGAGGAGGGUCAAUGCUAGGAACAGCCUCGAGGAUUAUGCUUAUGAAAUGAGGAACACAAUCAGUGCUGCAGCCGGGCUGGCGGCGACCGAUAAGAAGAUGGUGGAGGAUGCGGCGGUGUCGAUUAUUCAGUGGGUGAGGGAGAUGAAUUGGAUGAAGGCCAGUGUAGAUGAGCUCAACCAUAGGAUG
This is a messenger RNA of Striga asiatica, 1854 nucleotides long. Lineage: Eukaryota; Viridiplantae; Streptophyta; Magnoliopsida; Lamiales; Orobanchaceae. The record is from the annotation of a GenBank genome assembly.